UUCUGUAUUCACUUCCGUAAAUACUAUGUUCAUUUCCUCUGGUGAAGAGAGUUCACACAUGUGCCUGGUUAUUCACAAUGUUGUCUGGAAUUCGUUUACUUAUGUGGUAUUAUCCCCACACAUUCAGCCGUGAGUGACGAUUUGUAACAAUGAAGCCAGCUCGUUUCUUCCUGCAGCUUUUAGCGUAAGGACAGCUAACGUUAGCUUAGCAGAAACAAGCGUUACUUUUCGCACGAGCGCAGUGAACAUGGAGAUAGACGGUUUGGACUUUAUGAACAGUCCUCCGGUGAAGACCGUCCGGUUCGGUGGCAGCGUUGCAGAAACGUUAGCUAAAUAUAAACAGGGAGACUCGAGUGAUUAUGAACUUCUGAAACAUCAGCUGGCUGAUCCUGAGAUAAAGGACGCUCAGAUCAUCAGCUGGCUGCAAGAAUUUCGCAGUUGUGUGACCCAGCUAAACAAGGACCAUGAACAGCUCAUCUACACUGUCUUGAGACUUCCAUGGGUGGGCCGGAGUCAGGCUGUGGUGGAGGAGUACAUGACCUUCCUCAGUAACCUGGUGUCAGCGCAGACUGUGUACCUGUGUGCCUGCCUCAAGAUGGUGGUCUCCCAUUUCACUCCCAAGAGAGUGACCAUCUGUGAAGGAGGAGUGGAUAUCUCUGAUUCAGAUGAUGAAGAUGAGAACCUCCCAAGAAACUUUGAUCAGUGUCACCAGGCGUUGCAGCUUAUCGCCAGAUACGUCCCAUCCACGAGUCGUUUCCUAAUGCCCAUUCUGCAAGAGAACUUCCCCUUUGUACAGAAAUCCUCCAGAACCCUGGAGUGUUAUGUCCACAACCUCCUGAGGGUGACAGUGUACAUACCAUCCAUUCGACGAGACAUCCUGGAAGUGAUCAUUGGAAAGAUGCUCAAACUGGAUGUGAGUGCGUCCAGGUCAGACAUUGAGGAGGCGGAGGAGAACACAGUGCAGAACCAGAGGGCAGCGGAGCAGACUGAGGAGGGACUGUUUGACAUGGAUGAGGAUGUAGCAGCAGAUCAGCCCUCCAGGACAACUGCAAUGGCCCAUCCGGUGGCUGAGAGGCUGGACACACUCAUGGCUGUGAUGAUGGCUUACAUCAAGGACGUCUGCUACGUUGACGGUUCUCUUCACGUGGAGAGGACUAAGGAACUGUACAAAGAUUUGCUGGGGGUGUUUGACAAGCUCAUUCUGCCAACGCACGCUUCCUGUCACGUCCAGUACACGCUCUUUUACCUCUGCAGCUUCAGACUGGCCCUGGCAGAGGCCUUCUUGGAUCACCUGUGGAAGAUCCUGCAGAGCCCCUCUCAGCCUGCUGUCCUCCGCCAGGCUGCUGCUGGAUUCCUGGGGAGCUUCCUGGCCCGGGCCAAGUUCAUCCCUUUGCCCACUGUGCGGGCCUGUCUGGACCUGCUGCUCUCCUGGAUCCAUCGCUACAUCGACAGCCAGGACAGCAGCGGCAAACAGGCCUGCUGUGACAUCAGCCUGCACGGGCCCUUCUACUCUGCCUGCCAGGCCGUCUUCUACACCAUCGUCUUCAGGCACAGAGCCAUGCUGGAGGGCAACAUGAAGAAAGGUCUGGAGUACUUGCAGAGUCUGAACCUGGAGCGGGUGGUGAUGUGCCAGCUGAACCCUCUCAAAGUCUGCCUGCCUUCAGUCACCAGCAUGUUUGCUGCCAUCACCAGGAAGUAUCAGGUGGUGUUCUGCUACACCAUCAUAGAGAGGAACAGCCGCCACAUGCUGCCGGUGGUCCGCAGCUCUGCAGGUGGAGACGGUGUGACCACCAACACCAACCCUCUGGACAGCUUCUUCCCCUUUGACCCCUACCUGCUCAAGAGGUCUGGUCAGCUGAUUGAGCCGCUCUACCAGGUCUGGGAGGAACUGGUAGAUGUGGAGCUGCUUCCUGCCAAAACAGACGGACAGGGCUCAAAGGAGGACGAGGAUGACUUCCUGUGUGGCGAGACACCCCAGAAUGAGGGCAUCGUGGGAAUGACUCCCAGCUCCUAUGACUCGAACCUCCGCAGCCCAAGCAGCGUGGGUUCACCCCCCUUCACCUUCCAGAAACCAUUCUAGUCCCUCAUCGUCCUAUCAUGCUCUGAUGAACCACUCUGGUUUUCUUGAGUCCUUCCUGCUCCGUGAAUUCAGAGGCUUCUGAGGAUCCCUCACAAACACUCUGGGUUGGACCUUUUCUUUACUUUGAGCAGAGAGAGAGUGGCCCCAAACUGUACGGACAAAAUCUCUUCUCCCAAUCAUGCA
Messenger RNA from Lates calcarifer (barramundi perch), 2263 nucleotides. RefSeq names its product RRN3 homolog, RNA polymerase I transcription factor (gene rrn3). Lineage: Eukaryota; Metazoa; Chordata; Actinopteri; Centropomidae. Gene Ontology annotation, cellular component: nucleus. Gene Ontology annotation, biological process: transcription initiation at RNA polymerase I promoter. The record is from RefSeq and is a predicted model, not a curated record. Gene Ontology annotation, molecular function: RNA polymerase I core binding; RNA polymerase I general transcription initiation factor activity.